UUUCCUGAUUACAUAGCUGCAAAUCAGGUUUCUGGAGUGUUGACAAACAUAUGUAGAUUCUUCAUAGCAUAUCCAUAAUUAGGAACUGUAAUAUUUGAAAUGAUCCAAGAGCUUUCUUGUUGAAGCAUUUCCUUCCGUUGAAUGGGCCUCCUUUGAAAGAUCAAAUUGAACAGAUUCUGAAGAGUGGCAUUCUUGCAGAAGAGUUGCAACAGUUUGCGUAGAUUGGUUGUUGGUCGGAAAAUGGUGAAGGAACUCGGCCCCGGAGCUCACAACCUGCCGGCGGAUGUUACUCAGUUGAUUGACCAACUAGAGCGCCACUGCUUAGCUCCCGAUGGUUCUCUCAUUUCCAAAUCCACCUACUAUGAUCUCCAACUCGCGAGGGAGGAGAUGACGAAAGAGCGACAGCGCUAUUUGGAAGCGUUGGCAGUUUACAUAGAAGCAGUUGGGAUGGUGGAAGAAUAUCAGCAAGCUCUUUCUGUGGCUAAUCUUGGUGGUAUUCGAGACGUUCAGGGCCACUACCCUCAGAUCGGUUUGAAAAACCCUCCUCAGGUUUAUGAAGCUCUUGAGCAUCGGAUGGUAGUUGCCGAAGCUGCUCAAAGGUUGAGGCUACCUCUGAUUUCCAAAGAUGGUGAGGUUCAAGAUGAUGAAAUUGAGAAAUGUAUACUCUCAAGAAGUUCCCUUGACAGUUCAGUCACCAGUGUUACAGUGAGCUCCAACUCAAUUUCAACUAAUUUCACUAAUCUGUCUGCAAGUGGCACUGCUGCUGCUGGAAUUAGUGCUCCAUCUAGUAGUGCUAGUGAUGCUUCAAAACCUUCUAUUGGAGGUGUUCCUAAUCGGUACCUUGGAAUAACACCUACUUAUUUAUGGCAAACUCAACUCCUGCAGUCACCACUAUCCAUGCAAUCACCACUAUCCAUGGACAUGGCCGAAUAUCAGAUAUUGCUUUCACGUGAGGUCGGGAGUCGGUUAGAUGCUAAAUGUGAUAAGUUAGCAGACGUUGUUGCUAUAGACGACAUCGAUCCAUCAGCUAGUAAUCAAAUACCAACUGCUCGUCUUCCCGAAAGGGUAAAGUUGAUAAUUGAGGAGAUUGAGAGAGAAGAAGCAACCUUGCGUGAAGAUUUGUAUUCAUCAGACAGAAAAUUUGCAGAAUAUUACAACGUUUUGGAGCAGAUACUAGGAGUGCUUAUCAAGCUUGUCAAAGAUAUAAAGUUGAAACAUCAGCAUAAAUAUGAUGAGCUGCAAAAGACUUGGCUGAGCAAAAGAUGUGAUACCAUGAGUGCAAAAUUGAGGGUUUUAGAGCACAUUCUCCUGCUUGAGACUUAUACACCAGACACAAUUCCAGCACUCCAUAAAAUAAGGAAAUAUUUGGUUGAAUCUACAGAAGAAGCUUCACUUGCAUAUAAUAAAGCGGCCACCCGUCUCCGUGAGUAUCAGGGUGUUGAUCCGCACUUUGACAUGAUUGCCAGACAAUACCAUGACAUAGUCAAGAAAUUGGAAAAUAUGCGUUGGACUAUCCAGCAAGUUGAAAUGGACCUGAAGCGUUUGCCCGCUCAUCCUGGAGCCUGAGUAUUUUGAUUCUGUCUUUCCACUCCAGGAGAUCAAUGCAUUAGAGGAUUUAAGUUACAAGAGCUCAUUGUUGUGUGUAUUGCAUUUUUAUCAAGUUGUCUAAUUUACACAUCCUGUUGCCAAUGUUGCAACUUGCAACAAGAGCAUUUAGAGUUGCAACACUAAUUAAAUACCAUGUCAAAUAGUAAAAUAUUUUAUUAAAAAUUUGGUCUUAAAUAGCAAAUUUUUUCUCAAUGUA
Ipomoea triloba (trilobed morning glory) is the source of this 1804-nucleotide messenger RNA. RefSeq names its product AUGMIN subunit 4-like. Gene Ontology annotation, biological process: spindle assembly. The transcript has 15 exons. Gene Ontology annotation, cellular component: HAUS complex. NCBI's taxonomy places the organism in Eukaryota, Viridiplantae, Streptophyta, Magnoliopsida, Solanales, Convolvulaceae. The record is from RefSeq and is a predicted model, not a curated record. Gene Ontology annotation, molecular function: microtubule minus-end binding. The coding region runs from base 241 to 1566 and encodes 441 amino acids.